This is a messenger RNA of Oncorhynchus tshawytscha (Chinook salmon), 4251 nucleotides long. It is a transcript of the gene chdh, whose product is annotated as choline dehydrogenase. The record is from RefSeq and is a predicted model, not a curated record. Bases 146 to 1978 code for a protein of 610 amino acids. The transcript is spliced from 8 exons. Gene Ontology annotation, molecular function: flavin adenine dinucleotide binding; choline dehydrogenase activity. Gene Ontology annotation, cellular component: mitochondrial inner membrane. NCBI's taxonomy places the organism in Eukaryota, Metazoa, Chordata, Actinopteri, Salmoniformes, Salmonidae.
CACUGCUGUACCCGGGGUGCAUUGCAAGCCAAAUCCAGCACCCCGUGGCCAGCAGACCGUCAACUCCGCCCUCUUAUCUCUGCAGAUUGUGACAGUUUCGGAAGAUAUAGGUCGAUGCGAUCAAGUAUAACCGUGUGCCAUCAGGAUGCUCUCUGCAGCUGCUUCAGGCAAAGUCGGGUUCAAUAUGGGGAUGGGAGUGGGCAGGUGUGUGUCAGCCUGGUUAAGAGGGUCCCCCAAUGCCCUGAACAGAAGGAGGGACUGGGACCCCUCUCCCAAGUACAGCACCACAGCAGCCAAAUCCAGCACCCCGUCCUUCAACUAUGUCAUCGUGGGCGCUGGCUCGGCGGGCUGCGUCCUGGCCAACCGUCUCACGGAGGAUCCCCAGGAGUCGGUGCUCUUGCUGGAGGCCGGCCCUAAGGACAGGACCCUGGGCAACGUCCGUCUCUCCUGGAAGAUCCACAUGCCGGCCGCCCUCACCUACAACCUGUGUGACGACAAGGUCAACUGGUUCUACCACACCCUGCCCCAGGAGCACGUGAACAACCGGGUGAUGUACUGGCCCCGCGGCAGGGUGUGGGGUGGCUCCUCCUCUCUCAACGCCAUGGUGUACAUCCGGGGCCACGGUGAGGACUACAACCGCUGGCAGAGGGAGGGGGCGGAGGGCUGGGACUACGACCACUGCCUGCCCUACUUCCGCAAGGCCCAGUGCCACGAGCUGGGAGGCGACCGGUACCGGGGAGACAGCGGGCCCCUGCAUGUGUCCCGGGGGAAGACGAACCACCCUCUACACCGGGCCUUCAUAGAGGCUGGCCAGCAGGCUGGGUACCCCUUCACUAACGACAUGAAUGGCUUUCAGCAGGAGGGCUUGGGCUGGAUGGACAUGACCAUCUAUGAAGGUAAGAGGUGGAGCACAGCCAGUGCGUACCUGCGACCGGUCCUUACCCGAGCCAACCUGAGGACAGAGGUGCAAUGUCUGACCACCAGGAUCCUGUUUGAUGGGAGGAGAGCUGUGGGUGUGGAGUACACUCAGAACGGGGAGAAGAAGCAGGUUUUUGCUGAAAAGGAGGUAAUUCUCAGUGGUGGGGCCAUCAACUCCCCACAGCUUCUCAUGCUGUCCGGGGUGGGCAAUGCUGAUGACCUGAAACAGCUAGACAUCCCUGUGGUCCAGCAUCUACCAGGAGUGGGCAGUAAUCUUCAGGACCACCUGGAGCUGUAUGUUCAGCAGCAGUGCUCUCAGCCCAUCACCCUGUACAAGGCCCAGAAGCCUUUCCACAUGGUCAAGAUUGGCCUGGAGUGGCUCCUCCAAUAUACAGGAUACGGGGCCACGGCCCACCUGGAGAGCGGGGGCUUCAUCCGGAGCAGAGGGGGCGUGGCCCACCCUGACAUCCAGUUCCACUUCCUGCCCUCGCAGGUCAUCGACCACGGCCGCGUCGCCUCCAAGAUAGAAGCUUACCAGGUUCACGUGGGACCAAUGAGAAGUACUAGUAUUGGAUGGUUAAAGCUGAAGAGCGCCAGCCCUCUAGAUCACCCAAUCAUCCAGCCCAACUACCUCUCAACAGACACUGAUGUAUGGGAGUUCAGGGAGUGUGUCAAGCUUUCUCGGGAGAUCUUUGCCCAGAAGGCCUUCGACCCAUUCCGGGGGCCCGAGGUACAGCCAGGGCCUGAGUGUCAGUCAGACGCUGAGAUUGAUGCGUUUGUGCGUGACAAGGCAGACAGCGCCUACCAUCCGUCCUGCACGUGUAAGAUGGGUUCUCCAUCUGACCCAAUGGCGGUGGUGGACCCAGAGACGCGCGUGCUGGGCCUCGAGGGCCUCCGUGUGGUCGACGCCUCCAUCAUGCCCAGCGUUGUCAGCGGCAACCUCAACGCCCCCACCAUUAUGAUUGCGGAGAAGGCUGCUGACAUCAUCAGAGGGCGACCGGCGCUCGGCGACCCUGGGGUGCCUGUGUACCAGCCUGGAUCUCUAGAGACCCAGCGAUGAGCUUCACACAGAUGUGUGGAACCUGCAGCGUCACCAUCUCCUAAGGGCCUGAACAGCCAGAGGUGGAUGCUAGGUAUUCAUGUACACAUCCGUCGGUCUUUACCGACAAAGUUUCUCUUUUUUUUUUUUUUUUUACGAUUUGAUAUAUGUAAAGAAAAACAGUAGCGUAAAAAGUACAGAUAAGCCUUCCAUUGUCUAACCUGUCCAUUGGUGUAAAAUUCUGGUAGAGCUUGUACCUUCAAGGGUCUCAGUGGCAGCUGCUUUUUUUGUUUAUUUAAUACUCGGCAUCAUGAAGAUGUAGUAGACUCCGUUGGUAGUCAAUAAAGUGCCACAGCAUGCUAACCAGCAGAAACUACAACCCCGAGAAUCACUUUUGAUUGCAGUGUUCCCUACUUUCCUGAUAAUGCUGGUUUACUGUCCAACCUCUCUCUUCAUUUACAAUGAUAGCUGGGAUGUCCGUUUAACUGCACUGUUGACAUUUCAUAUGAAUAAUAAAUGAAGUAAAUAAUUCAAUUUCUAUGUGGUAAACAUUUAGAUGAAUUCAGAAACAUUAGUCAACCUUUGAAAGACUAACUCAUUUCCCAGUGAGUUUCUGAUGUGAUUUGAUCAAGUUCUCUGGGUAUUAAUUCUUACAUUUAUGUUUACAAUUAUAUGAAGGAUUUAAGCUUUUGAUAGUCGUCUGAGUUGCCUUGCCAAUCAUGAAAGUGUCUUGAUUGAAGUGCCUGACAUGAAGUAUGUUUGGUAUGAUACAUUUUAUGGUAAUCUAUUGAUUAUUAUAAACUGGGUGGUUCGAGCCCUGAAUGCUGAUUGGCUGACUGCCGUGGUAUAUCAGACCGUACACCACAGGUAUGACAAAACAUUUAUUUGUACUGCUCUAAUUACGUUCAUAGCCAGUUUAUAAUAGCAAUAAUGCACCUCUGGGGUUUGUGUUUUAUGGCCAAUAUACCACGGCUAAAGGCUGUGUGCAGGUACACCACGUUGCGUCAUGCAUAAGAACAUUCCUUAGCCGUGGUAUAUUGGCCACAUACCACACCCCCUUGAGCCUUAUCGCUUAAUUUGAGCAGAGCUGCAACAAUUUUACAGUAGUAACCCUUAUGUUCAUGCUAGCCUUAACAAUGUGACUUCUAAGUCUUAGGGCUCUACUCAAUCAGAUCAGUUUUAGCCGACAUCUGCAUAGUAGUUGUUUUAGCGGUGUCCGAGGUGGGACAGUGUUAGAGCUGUCAAGUGGCUCCUGGCCUUAUACCUAAAACAGACAUUGCCAUUGGCCGCACGAAGUCCCAUGCAGCCUUGAUUACAAGUUUGAACACUGGAAUGUGAGAUGUAUCUCGGGCCUAGAUUAAAUCAGAUCAAGCGUGAACCGGCGACAGCCAACACCAACACAGCGGAUGUUUUGGCAGUGUCUGAGGGUUGGAGCUGUCAGAUUGGUGAGCAGCUGCUCUUAUGAUCAUUGUCACGAAGCCGCACCCGUCCCAGUUACGUUAGAAGUUCAGAACCAGAAAAUGUAGGCUAUAUAUAGAAAUGACGCUCGAAAUGAAAAUCAUUACACGAAAUGAGGAUUUCUAUCAACCUAAUCCAGGUGUAGAUUACAUCUCAACAUUCCAAUGUUCAAAUUUGUGAACAAGGCUGCAUGGGAUUUCUGUUAAUGCGACCCGUGCAACCAAUGGCUAUGUCCGCUUUAGGUGGAUUAGACAUUUCUAACGCAGUUCCACCUCCAACAUCGUCAAAACAACCACUUUGCGGAUUUCGGGUAAAGUGGAUCUGAUUGAGUGGAGCCCUUGAGCUGAUUGACUCUAAGCCUUACACGAACACUUUGCACACCGAUUUUAGCGCAGACUCAAGAACCGCUAUGAUUGUGAAAAUAAUAUUCUUAAGAAAUCCUUGUAAAAUUGGAUUAUUUUUCUAAUUCCUGCCGGUUGAGUACGUAAAGCACAGAUGCUGUCCUCUGGAGGCAUUCAGUGCCGUGGAGUUUAUUCAGUUGUGAACAUUACAAAAUCAUCAGCAGUCCAUUGUAUUUCCAGGCAAAUAUUCAAGAGACUAACGCGAAUCUAAAAAUUAUUUUUGUUAAACUACAUUUUUAGGUAAAACUAAUUUGCUACUAAGUGGAAUUAGCUGUAAUGUUAUCGGGUAGAAAUCCUCAAGUACAGUGAAUCAUUUUAACCUUCAUUUACACAUUGUGUACAGGGUUUAACAUUACCAUCAACAUGUCAAUGCAUCUUUGAAACAGAAGUAGUCUGAAAAAAUAAAGCUGUGAAUUGCACAAGUUGUAUAACAAA